This is a messenger RNA of Abrus precatorius (Indian licorice), 1527 nucleotides long. RefSeq names its product patatin-like phospholipase domain-containing protein 4. Gene Ontology annotation, cellular component: membrane; cytoplasm; lipid droplet. The record is from RefSeq and is a predicted model, not a curated record. Gene Ontology annotation, molecular function: triacylglycerol lipase activity. Bases 63 to 1232 code for a protein of 389 amino acids. NCBI's taxonomy places the organism in Eukaryota, Viridiplantae, Streptophyta, Magnoliopsida, Fabales, Fabaceae. The transcript is spliced from 7 exons. Gene Ontology annotation, biological process: lipid homeostasis; triglyceride catabolic process.
ACUUUCCAACCAAGUGAAACCAACAAACUGUACGGAAGGGAGAGUGUGUGGCGGGACAGGUUAUGGCUCCUACCAUCUCUUCCUCAAUCGUGUCUCAUGCUCACCGUUUUCCGUCCUCAAAUCCUAACCCUAAUUCCUUUCUUCUCCGUAGUCGCACCCAAUUUAUCGCCUUCGCUUCCAAUUCUUCUCCUCCCGAAGGUGCCAACGGCAAUGUCCAACACGACGCCACCGAGAAGAAAUCGUUUGCCGUGGCCACUGGCGAGCUCUUCUUGGGCCUAGCAGCGCGCCUUAUUAAGAGCCGCAGCAAGCUCACCGAUUCGGCUUCGGUGGCCAUGUUUGAGAAUUCAAAUUCAGGGAAAUUGUAUGAGGAUCGAAUUGGUGCUGUUGUGGAGGAUGAGAUCGAUCCCGACGUCGUUUGGGAGCAAAGGGUCAAAGACGUUGAAGCGGAGCGUAGUAGACGAAUCGUCACCAACCCUGGCUUUAGCUUCUCUGCUGCUGGUCUUCUCUUCCCUUACCAUCUCGGUGUUGCUCAGUUUCUCAUUCAAAAUGGUUACAUUAAGGAAACCACACCGUUAGCUGGUUCCUCUGCUGGAGCUAUAGUUUGUGCUGUGAUUGCUUCAGGAGCUAGUAUGGAAGAAGCCUUGAAUGCCACUAAAAUGUUGGCUGAAGAUUGUCGGAAUCGCGGGACUGCAUUUCGGCUGGGGGCUGUUCUACGUGAUAUUCUUGACAAGUUUUUGCCAGAUGAUGUUCAUAUAAGAUCCAAUGGGAGAGUUCGAGUUGCUGUGACACAGCUUCUUUGGAGACCCAGGGGUUUGUUGGUGGAUCAAUUUGAUUCCAAGGAAGAUCUCAUCAAUGCAGUUUUUACUUCUUCUUUUAUCCCAGGAUAUCUUGCACCAAGGCCAGCAACAAUGUUUCGAAAUCGACUGUGCAUUGAUGGGGGUUUAACAUUAUUUAUGCCACCGACAUCUGCAACACAAACGGUUCGUGUUUGUGCUUUCCCAGCUAGUCGAUUGGGAUUGCUAGGGAUUGGAAUUAGUCCAGACUGUAAUCCUGAAAACAUGUCCAGUCCGCGGCAGCUUUUCAACUGGGCACUUGAGCCAGCAGAAGAUGCAAUUCUUGACCGACUUUUUGAACUUGGAUAUCUAGAUGCUGCUGUUUGGGCAAAGGAAAACCCAGUUGAAGUAAUAGUUCAAGAUGCCAGUCCUGCGUUUGGAAAUAGCAAUGCAAAAUAACUCAUCAUAUAGAUUGAAGAAGCAUGAGGAAACUACAAAUCAUUGAACUGUUACCUUGAACUGGAGCCCUAAAUUGGCAAAAGUUCUUGGGGAGAGGUUCAUGACUACCUAGGGUAUAAAUCUGGUUCAUUCAUAUUUAUUGUAUAUUGCAAUAGAAUUACAAAGGAUAGAAAAAAGAAAAAAGUUUUUAAAAGUAGAGGCAAUAUAUUUAAAAUUUACAAGUUAGAAGGUUCUUGUUUAAAAUUCGUUAUUCUUUAUAAUUUGUGAAUUUUAAAUAGACUUUACAGCUACUUAU